Messenger RNA from Fraxinus pennsylvanica, 1005 nucleotides. The record is from the annotation of a GenBank genome assembly. NCBI's taxonomy places the organism in Eukaryota, Viridiplantae, Streptophyta, Magnoliopsida, Lamiales, Oleaceae.
AUGGCAGCUGUUAUAGAUACAGAUACAUACAAUUCUAGUGGCAGUCAUAUUUUCUCAUCAGAUCUGUUAAGUGAGGAGUUUAUUCAAGUACUUGAUUCUUUUAUGGAAAGUGCUUCACCAAAUCCCUCAAUUUCUUCUACUUAUUCUUCUAACUUUUACCCUUUUGGAUCUUCUUGUUCUUCAAUCUGUUCCGAGUCCAAUUUGAAUCCUGAUUUUGUCUCAAUCCCGUCCAAACCCCAGAUGUUUUCUCCAGUUUUUUCAAGUUUUAACCAAAAGGGUGAUCUUAAUCGCCUCACCCCAUCACAGUUUAUGCAAUUCCAGGCUCAAUUCCAAUUCGAACAGCGGCAAUUGAUGCCUCAGGGCAACUCAUUUAUGCGGUUUCUUAGCCCAAAACAUGUCCCUAUGAAGAAAGCUGUGAUUCCCAUGAAGGCUGCAAAGCUUUACCGGGGAGUAAGACAGAGGCAUUGGGGCAAAUGGGUAGCUGAAAUUAGACUUCCGAGGAAUAGAUCCCGGCUGUGGCUUGGAACUUUUGACACGUCUGAAGAGGCUGCCUUGGCUUAUGAUAAGGCUGCAUAUAAACUGAGAGGAGAGUCUGCGAGGCUCAAUUUUCCUAAUCUUAGGCAUCAGUUAUGUGGAUUCAAGUUGCUGCAUUCCUCUGUUGAUGCAAAACUUCAAGCCAUUUGUGAAAACUUGGCUAAUUCACCGAAGCAGGGGAAGAAUCUGGGGAAAGCCCGUUCUGUUUCGAAUCAAAAGAAUAAAAUUUUAAAACAAACAGGCAACAAGAAGACGAAAAAUGUUUUGAAUGAGCCAUUAAAUGGAGGCUUUGGGGUUGACAGUAUCCUGGUUGAGGGGGCCUCAUCAUCAGCGUUCCCAGUGGAUGAAGGGUCAGCAUCACCUGAAUCCGAUAUCACCUUUCUGGAUUUCUCCGAGCCAUCAUUUGAUGAAUUUGAUAACUUUAUGUUGCAGAAGCACCCUUCGGUGGAGAUAGACUGGGCAGCCUUAUAA